This is a messenger RNA of Larimichthys crocea (large yellow croaker), 2642 nucleotides long. RefSeq names its product nucleobindin-2. NCBI's taxonomy places the organism in Eukaryota, Metazoa, Chordata, Actinopteri, Sciaenidae. Gene Ontology annotation, molecular function: calcium ion binding. The coding region runs from base 126 to 1463 and encodes 445 amino acids. The transcript is spliced from 13 exons. Gene Ontology annotation, cellular component: extracellular exosome; endoplasmic reticulum-Golgi intermediate compartment. The record is from RefSeq and is a predicted model, not a curated record.
GCCAAAGGAGACUUAUACUGGAGGUGGCUGACAGCUGUAAACAAGCAGCAGAGAGGCUCAGACACUUUGAGGAACACUUCACGGUUAAAACGCGGUGAAGAAGGACGGAAGUGGCCAGCUUACAAAUGGUGAGGGGCAAAGCUUUGGCCCAUUGUGGGCUGGUUCUGCUCAGUUUGUGGCUGUGUAUCCAGUCAGUGCCUAUCAGUAUGGACAAGACCAAAGAAAUCCCUCAUGAAGAGCUGGAGCCACCACAGAGUGCUGACACUGGGCUGCACUACGACCGCUACCUCAGAGAGGUCAUUGAGUACCUCGAGAAAGACCCCCACUUUAAAGAAAAGCUCAAAAAUGCCAACAUGGAUGACAUCAAGUUAGGCAAACUUUCCAAAGAGCUGGACUUUGUCCACCACAAUUUUCGUACUAAACUGGACGAGCUGAAGAGAGAGGAGAUGAACAGGCUGCGGAUGCUCAUCAAAGUCAAACAAGACAUCCAGGGAGGUAACGGGCGCACAGUGGACCACCACGCCCUGCUGAAACAGUUUGAGCACCUCAAUCACCUGAACCCGGAAACAUUUGAGGUGGAGGACCUGGACCGUCUCAUCAAAUCGGCAACCAACGAUCUGGAGAACUAUGACAAGGAUCGCCACGAUGAGUUCAAAAGGUAUGAGAUGAUGAAGGAGCAUGACAGGAGGGAACGUCUGAAGAACAUGAAUGAGGAGGACCGCAAGAAGGAGCAGCAGCACUAUGAGGAGAUGAGAAAGAAACACGCCAGUCAUCCAAAAGUGAACCACCCUGGCAGUCAAGACCAGCUGAAGGAGGUGUGGCAGGAGGCAGAUGGUAUGGAUCCAGAAGACUUUGAUCCCAAGACCUUCUUCAAAAUGCACGACAGCAACGGAGAUGGCUUCUUCGAUGAGAGCGAGCUCGAAGCACUCUUCACUAAAGAGCUGGAGAAGGUGUACAACCCUGAAAAUGAAGAAGACGACAUGAUUGAAAUGGAGGAAGAGAGACUGCGAAUGAGAGAGCAUGUUAUGAAUGAGGUGGACACCAAUAAAGACAGACUUGUGUCAAUGAGUGAGUUCAUAGCAGCCACAAAGAAGCAAGAGUUCUUGGAAAAAGACGAGUGGGAGACUUUAGAUCAAAACCCCUUUUACACCGAGGAGGAGCUGAGAGAGUAUGAACAGCAACUGGUCCAUGAGGAGAACGACAUCAAUAAGAAGUCAGCCGAGCUGCAGAAACAGAGGGAGGAGCUUCAAAGGAAAGAGGAAGAACUUAAUGCUCAGAAGUUCGGGCUACAGCAGGCGGUAGCAGAAAUAGAAAGGCUAAAAGCCCAAAGCUCAAUUGCUGAGGUCAAAGAGUCCGGAGUUCCUACAGCUAAUAGUGAAUCCCAACCAGUCGUACCAGGAAACAAUCAACCACUGCCCCCCGCUCACCAGCAGCAAGAUGUACCAGUGCCAGGACACUCUUAGCAGGCUUCAAUACUCUGCGUGCUGUAUGACUGCCAGUGAGCCUGCACGUGUGUGUGUGUUUGUCUUGUAAUGAUUUAAUUUUCCAUUUUUGGUUAGGGUUUUCAAAAAAACAAAAAAAAACACUUGAUAAAUAUCUGCCUAAAUAUUAAUCUCAGGCUUCAGAUUUGGUGUUAGUGCCCAUGAUUCAGCUGCAUAAAUCAGACUUGAAACGUGGAGCAGUUUUCCUGGCAGACAACUGACCCUUUUGUUUUUGUCAUUUUGGUCUUUUAUCACAACAAGGACUUGCAUGUUCUCCAUGGGAAGUGCUUUGGGGUGAAAUGGGGGAGGGCUUUUGGCCUAAUAAGUGAAUGUUUUGUUUAGUGCACACUGUAGUUCAUUGUCACAGAUACUGUUGCUUAAAGGAAACAACUUUAUUUAUUCCACUAAAGAAAAGAAGGCCCAUUUUUUUUCUGAGAAACCUUUGUCAGAAAUGUAAGUGUUUUUGUUGUGUUGUGUUUACGUAGUGCUGCUGUCUAAUGAAAGGACAUUCUCCAUUUUUUUAGUAACUUGUAAGAUCAUGAUCAUGUUUAUUUUAUGAUUUAUGUGACAAUGUACACCUCUGUUGGUGUAAAAAGUAUGCUAUCAAUCAAAGUUUAGAAAUCACAGUUUUUCAGAAGACCUUUUCUAGCUGUUCUCCUUUUUUGAUCAGGUGAUUGAAGAACAUUUAAUUUACAAAUAGUUAAAGCUCUUAAUUUAAUAUAAAUGUGCUGGUGUCAGAGUGACAGUUUGGAAUCUGAAGUGGUUGUAUGUGUUUGGUGUGUCUGUGAAUUUGUAAUUUUUCUUCAUAGAAUACUUUUAAUUUAUUCAUUCUCUACACUGCUGUGAAUGAAGCUGCAGCAGGUCAUCUCUGUCAUAGAUGUUAAAUUACACCAAAAAUAGUCACAGGGUCAAAACUGUCCAUAUUAUAGAGUAAUACAACCAAUGAGAGACAUAAGGAUACAAAUAAUUUGUAUACUUUACUUAUACUUUAUUUAUCAAAAAGUAUACUUUUUGAUGAGUUAAGUUACAAUGGACUUGUUGGUUUUAUUUUUUUUAUGUCCCUUUUCAAAAAGCAGUGAAAUCUGUCCACCACUCAACAUCCUGAAUCAUGAAACAGUUGUACAAGGUUUGAAUGUGGACAAUAAAGUGAAUGAGCUUGCA